Nanorana parkeri is the source of this 1149-nucleotide messenger RNA. RefSeq names its product proline rich 5 like (gene PRR5L). The record is from RefSeq and is a predicted model, not a curated record. Bases 55 to 1149 code for a protein of 364 amino acids. The transcript has 8 exons. Gene Ontology annotation, cellular component: TORC2 complex. Gene Ontology annotation, biological process: TORC2 signaling. NCBI's taxonomy places the organism in Eukaryota, Metazoa, Chordata, Amphibia, Anura, Dicroglossidae.
UCACACCACCCUCGGCAGGACAAGCUACGCCGGUUUUAUCACCCUGCUGCCCGCAUGACCGGGAGUACGACCCUUCUGCCGUACUUUGCGGUGCACCUCAACAAGAUGGGCUCCUUCCGGCGUCCCAGGCCACGGUUCAUGAGCUCCCCGGCCCUCAGCGACUUGUCGCGAUUCUACGCCAGCCGCCAGGUCCUGCAGCUCAACUCCAGCGUCCUGUGGAACAGCGUGCAGAGCGCCGUCAUCAACGUGUUCAAAGGAGGGGGCCUGCAAGCCAACGAACUCUACACCCUGAACGAGAACGUCAGACAGUUGAUGAAAAGCGAGCUGGGCUCAUUUAUCACAGACUAUUUUCAGAACCAGCUGCUCUCAAAGGGUCUGGCCUUGAUGGAGGAGAAAGUCAAGCUGUAUGAAGGGGAAAACCGUGUCAUGAUUUUAGCAGAAUUAUGGGACCACUUCUUCAUGGAAAUCCUGCCAACACUGCAAGCGAUAUUUUAUCCUGUUCAGGGCCAGGAGCUCACUAUCCGUCAAAUCGCCCUGCUCGGCUUCAGGGACUUGGUCUUAUUAAAGGUGAAUCUGGACAAAACGCUACCCUUGAUGCAGUCCAGGCCCCCGCCACCCAUUCUGCAGAUGCUGUUGGUCCUUCAGGGAAUCCAUGAGUCAUCGGGCCCCAGUGAAGGCUACCUGAAGCUGGAGGAACUGGUGAAGAUGGUGGUGUCCCCGUACUUGGCGGCAUUCGCGGACAGAAGCUACAUCCACACCAACACUUCCUGUAUACUCGAAUAUCGCUUCCCCAAGUGUCACAUGAGGUCGGAGCCCGGGUCCUACGACUCACGCGUCAGCAACUCGCUUGCCUUUGAGCGCUCGUUGUCCCCCCUGACGGAGCAGGAAGGCGAGGCGUACCUGGAAAGGUGCGGCAGUAUUCGGAGGCACACAGUCGCCAAUGUUCACACGGACAUCCAGUUCCUGGCUAUGGCCUCCACCAUGCACCCCCGGUCGGAGGAGGCGGAGCUCUCGGACCAGUGUUUGCUCCUUCAGCCCAACUUUACCCAGCGGCAGUUCAGCAGCGAGCCGAACAUUGCGGACAGUCCUACGGAGCUGAGCAGCUCUCUGCAAGACGGUUCCGAACACGACAGCCCGUCUCCAAGCUGA